Molecule: messenger RNA, 913 nt
Organism: Sinocyclocheilus grahami
Lineage: Eukaryota; Metazoa; Chordata; Actinopteri; Cypriniformes; Cyprinidae
Product: microtubule-associated protein RP/EB family member 1-like
Exons: 7
Coding region: 58-879 (273 amino acids)
Molecular function (GO): microtubule binding
Source: RefSeq, a predicted model, not a curated record
CCAACAGCUUCAGCGGAAAAGUGUCUUUGGCUUUAAAGCAUCGCUUUUGUCCCAGCCAUGGCUGUGAACGUGUACUCCACAUCAGUGACAAGUGAAAACCUCAGCCGCCAUGACAUGCUCACAUGGAUAAACGAGUCUUUACAGAUGAACCAUGCCAAGAUCGAGCAACUGUGCUCAGGUGCUGCUUACUGUCAUUUCAUGGACAUGCUGUUCCCAUCAUGUAUUCCACUGAAGAAAGUCAAAUUCCAGGCCAAACUUGAGCACGAAUACAUCCAUAACUUCAAACUCCUUCAAGGCAGCUUCAAAAAGAUGGGAGUUAGCAAAAUUAUUCCUGUUGACAAGCUUGUGAAGGGCAAGUUCCAGGAUAACUUUGAGUUUGUGCAAUGGUUUAAGAAGUUCUUCGAUGCAAAUUAUGAUGGAAAGGAAUAUGAUCCGAUGGCUGCUCGGCUGGGACAAGAAAUGCCAACCAGUCAGAGUCCAGCAGCAGCUACAGCUAACAAGCCAAAGAAACCCAGCUCAGACACAGGCAUCACACCUGCAGUCAAGCCAAUGGCCCCUGUUGCUCCACAGCGUUCAGCCACAGCACCUAAAUCUGCACCAAAGGCAGCUCCAGCUGCAACGCGAGGCGCAGGAACAGGCGGCGGCGAUGAAGAGAAAGGAGCACUUACUCAGACGAUAAAUGACCUGAAGGCUACUAUUGCUGACAUGGAAAAGGAAAGGGAUUUCUACUUUGGCAAACUGAGAAACAUUGAGCUCAUCUGCCAAGAGAAAGAGGGUGAGGGUGAUCCUACACUGCAAAGGAUUGUGGAUAUUCUGUACGCCACAGACGAUGGUUUUGUAAUUCCCGAGGAUGAGGUGGGCGAACCAGAAGAGUUUUGACCAAUACAGGGGUGACUGUCUUAAAAAAAAAAAA